Molecule: messenger RNA, 9237 nt
Organism: Ailuropoda melanoleuca (giant panda)
Lineage: Eukaryota; Metazoa; Chordata; Mammalia; Carnivora; Ursidae
Gene: TRIM67
Product: tripartite motif containing 67
Exons: 10
Coding region: 972-3317 (781 amino acids)
Cellular component (GO): cytoplasm
Molecular function (GO): protein binding; zinc ion binding
Source: RefSeq, a predicted model, not a curated record
AGCUGACUCCUCCUCGGCUCCCCCCGCCCCCCACUACUCUCUGCUCUGGAAAUUACAACUCCUUAGCACGCCCAGCGGGGAGGAGGCGGCGGCAGGAGGGAGGCGGGGAGGGGAUUCCCGAGCCAGCCGGGCACUCGCCCUCCGCCCGCUGGCUGCAGCGUCGCGCGGCCAAGGUCAGAGGCGCCGCAGGAGCGGCAGCAGCGAACCAAGGAAGCUGGUCAAUUCUUGCCGCGGGGGAGAAAGCCCAGGGCGCAUUUGGUUCGCACCAGCAGCCACCGGGGAGGACGGCGAGCGAAGGUCUCCGAGCCGGCCGGGCCCCGCAGAUACAGUCGCUGGAGCUGCGACCCUGCACGCCAGGGGGCUGCCCCUCAGUCCGCGCGCGAGGAGCUGGGGCUCCUCCUCAAGCUCUGGGCGCUGUCCGUCGCCUCGUGGUGCUGAACCUAGCCCCACGGCCAAGCGGCCUGCUCACCCGCCUUCUCACCUACUGAUCGCUCUGAUUGGGGCGGGGCAGGGGCAAAAGGGAGCCCCUGAGAAGCUGCCCACUGGAGAAGAGGGGUUGAAACAGAACAGCUAGGAAACGGCAGCCCGGCCGCUGGUCCUGAUGUGCAGAGGAGACGCGCGCCGCAGCCGGCGGCGGCGCUAGUGCUGAUUCAUCACCUAGAGCGCCUCACAGGCCAUCACGAGGGCAGCCGUCUGGCUCCGGACUCUGACCGCAGGUUGAAGCCGCUGGCGCAGAAGCCUCGCGGGCAGGAGGUGAGGACCCCCUCCCUUCUCUUGCCCCCAGUGGUCCUAGGGCGGUGGCCCCAGGACAGAGAGAGGGGCGUGCCCCCGGGCUGUGAAGUGGUCAUGCCUGUGUAAUGCCCUCGCUUGCAGUCUUUCCGGUGCUAACCACGCUUGGUUCCCUCCGCCUGUCUCUGGAGCUUGGGUCGUUCCACCUCCCAUACUGAGCAGCUCGGUCUGCCCGCGCCGCGAUGGAGGAGGAGCUGAAGUGCCCCGUGUGCGGCUCCCUGUUUCGGGAACCCAUCAUCUUGCCCUGUUCCCACAACGUCUGCCUUCCUUGCGCUCGUACCAUCGCCGUGCAGACACCGGACGGUGAGCAGCACCUGCCCCAGCCGCUCCUGCACUCCCGGGGCUCGGGGCUACCGGCUGGCGCAGCAGCGGCGCCCCCUCUGGACCACGACGCAGCAGCUGGCCAGGCCUGCAGCGGCACGAGCGGUAGCGCAGCUGGCGGCCUGGGCGGCGGCGCGGGAGGUGGAGGGGACCACGCGGACAAGCUGAGCUUGUACAGUGAGACGGACAGUGGUUAUGGUUCCUACACCCCGAGCCUCAAGUCCCCCAAUGGGGUUCGCGUGCUGCCCAUGGUGCCUGCACCACCUGGCUCCUCGGCCGCCGCGGCCCGGGGUGCCGCCUGCUCCUCGCUGUCCUCGUCCUCCUCAAGCUCUAUCACGUGCCCGCAGUGCCACCGUAGCGCUUCCCUGGACCACCGAGGCCUGCGCGGCUUCCAGCGCAACCGGCUGCUCGAGGCCAUCGUGCAACGGUACCAGCAGGGCCGCGGGGCCCUGCACGGGGCUUCCGCAGCCGCUGCAGUGGCCAUCUGCCAGUUGUGCGACCGCACCCCACCGGAGCCCGCCGCCACGCUAUGCGAGCAAUGCGACGUGCUCUACUGCGCUGCCUGCCAGCUCAAAUGCCAUCCAUCCCGCGGACCCUUCGCUAAGCAUCGCCUGGUGCAGCCGCCGCCUCCGCCCGCGCCCGCGGAGGCCGCCUCAGCAUCCCCAGGCGCAGCCCAGGGCGCCCCCAGCGGAGGCGGCGGCUGCAAGAGCCCGGGGGGCGCAGGAGCGGCUGGGGGCAGCGCGGCCCGCAAGUUCCCUACGUGCCCCGAACACGAAAUGGAGAACUACAGCAUGUACUGUGUGAGCUGCCGAACCCCGGUGUGCUAUCUGUGCCUGGAGGAGGGCCGUCACGGCAAGCACGAGAUGAAGCCACUGGGAGCCAUGUGGAAACAGCACAAGGCCCAACUGUCCCAGGCCUUAAAUGGGGUUUCCGACAAGGCGAAAGAAGCAAAGGAGUUUCUGGUGCAGCUGAAGAACAUUCUGCAGCAGAUUCAGGAAAACGGACUGGACUACGAAGCCUGCCUCGUCGCUCAGUGUGAUGCGCUAGUUGACGCUUUAACUAGGCAGAAAGCCAAGCUGCUCACCAAGGUCACCAAAGAGAGGGAGCACAAGCUGAAGAUGGUUUGGGACCAGAUCAAUCACUGCACACUGAAGCUGCGCCAGUCGACGGGGCUGAUGGAGUACUGCCUGGAGGUGAUCAAAGAGAAUGACCCUUCUGGGUUCCUACAGAUCUCGGACGCCCUGAUCAAGCGUGUCCAGGUAUCUCAGGAGCAGUGGGUCAAGGGCGCCCUGGAGCCAAAAGUAUCUGCGGAGUUUGACCUGACCUUGGACAGUGAGCCGCUGCUGCAGGCCAUCCACCAGCUGGACUUCAUCCAGAUGAAAUGUAGGGUGCCACCUGGCCCCCUGCUGCAGCUGGAGAAGUGUUGUACCCACAACAACAGUGUCACGCUGGCAUGGAGGAUGCCGCCCUUUACCCACAGCCCCGUGGACGGCUACAUCCUGGAGCUGGAUGACGGCGACGGGGGCCAGUUCCGGGAAGUGUAUGUUGGCAAAGAGACCUUGUGCACCAUCGACGGCCUGCAUUUCAACAGCACCUACAAUGCCAGGGUCAAGGCUUUCAAUUCCUCUGGCGUGGGGCCUUACAGUAAAACAGUCGUCCUGCAGACGUCUGACGUGGCCUGGUUCACCUUUGACCCCAACUCUGGGCACCGGGACAUCAUUUUAUCCAAUGACAACCAGACGGCCACCUGCAGCAGCUAUGACGACCGGGUGGUGCUGGGCACGGCGGCUUUCUCCAAGGGCGUGCACUACUGGGAGCUGCACGUGGAUCGUUACGACAACCACCCAGACCCCGCCUUCGGGGUGGCCAGGGCCAGCGUGGUCAAGGACAUGAUGCUGGGCAAGGACGACAAGGCCUGGGCCAUGUACGUGGACAACAACCGCAGCUGGUUCAUGCACUGCAACUCCCACACCAACAGGACGGAAGGCGGUGUGUGCAAGGGGGCCACUGUCGGCGUGCUCCUGGACUUGAAUAAGCACACUCUGACCUUCUUCAUCAACGGGCAGCAGCAGGGCCCCACAGCCUUCAGCCAUGUGGAUGGGGUCUUCAUGCCAGCCCUCAGCCUCAACCGCAACGUGCAGGUCACCCUGCACACAGGACUGGAAGUGCCAACAAACCUGGGGAGGCCCAAGCUGUCAGGCAACUAGCCUCCCAGAUCCAGCUGUUCACCGGCAUCUGGGAAAAGCCCCACCACGCCUCACUACGUUCAAAGAACCCAUGAGGGUAGGACGAUGAUGUCACUGAGUAUCUUAGAGACAUGUUUUCUUUGGGAGAUGCAGAAUAGGUCUGCAAGCCAUGCUUGUUGAGGCAACUGGUUAAACUGGCCACUUGUGGAAGUGACUACUGGUCCAUGGUGAACAUGGGUGUGUAUGUCCCUUUCCUUCCUCCUGGACAUUGCAGAUACUCCCAAAGAAGGACCUUUCUAAAGGGAGUGAGAAAGCAUCUGGGGUUUCUGAUGAUGUUUCCUGCCAUCUGUUUUCAAAGCUUGCUUUUGUGGGAAGGGACGAGCAUGAGGGCAGACGGGCAUCCUGAGAGUAGGAGGCCAGGAAGACGCUUCGGAAUCCCAUGGCCCAAGGGUUGACCCUUUGCCGGGACACCACUCAGUCCCAAGGCUGCAGGUUCUCAUCUUCUCCAGGAAAUGUUAUCCUAUUGCCUCUUGGUCCUGGAGUCUCCACUGUGUUAUGCCCUUGCAAACCUAAUCCAGGGUCGAUAGCAAGGGGCACUAAUUUUGACCUUCACCACUCCCAUCGAACUGUUGAGAACCUUAAAAUGGUUUCCUUUGGUCCUUCAUUAAUCACCCAGUCUCUCUGUGUCUUUCUCUCUUUCUUUCUCUGUCUCUCUCUGUCUGUCUCUUUCUCUCUUGCACACACACACAUACCCACCCACACACACAGUCUGCUAAAAUUCAUUCAUUUAGUUCUUAGUUCUUAAACAUAAAGGAAAACACUGACAUUGGAAUGAUAGUGUGAGGAGUCUUCACCUGGUGGCUCUUUCUGGAACUGCAAGCCUGUCUGAGUUGCUCUCUUCCAGAGGGGGCCCCUCCCAGACUCAUAGCACACAAGAUUCGAGGCCCUGGGGAAACCUCUUAGAGCCGCCUACCUUUGCUUGGAGACCACCCUACUGUCAUCCUGAAAGCAGGAGGUGACCCCAAGGGCAGGGGUGGCUCUGCCCUGGGGGUGGGGGUAAGGGGGAGAGGCAGGUCCUCUGAAGAAGGCAGGAAACAGCAAUAUCAGCGUGUUCCUCGCCCCCCAGCUUGGGUGUGCAGGUCUGAGAGGCCCAGGCCUCCUUGCUGGGAAUGCAAACCUUCUCCCUGGAGAUGCUCACAAGUCAUUUGUAUCUCUCGGAAAGAGAGUUGGUUUUCAGGGCUCUGAGCCUGGAGCCUGCCUUGGUCCUGUCCCCAGAGCACCUUCCUGUCCCUCCUUUUUUUCUUCCUUGUCACCUGCCACCUCCAUUUUCCAUCUGGUGGUGAAACGUUCUCUCUCCUUUUUGAAAGAAUAUAUUUUAUCAAGCAUUUUAUUUUGUCCACUUGCUGGAUCGGAUUUUUAUAAAACUUAGCCGGUAAACCGGCAGCAACUCUGUUGACUCGGUUCUACCUGCUUGUUCAGACGCUGCCCAUGCUUUCUGAGUCACCCCGGCCAAAGCUGUGUAGACCCUGCCCCUAGCAGCAGAUCCGACAAUCCUACCUCAGAGCCCGCGCCCUUGGACCGCAAGGCUGCCUUGUCCCUGCCUUGUGGGCAGGUGUGGCCGCUAGCCCAGCUGCCCGGGGCCUUCAGAAGCUGCUUGGUGCUGUCGAAGCCUCCGUGCCCCGGUCCUGGCAGCCACCUGCCGGGGGAGCUGAGGUCUUGCCUCUUCGUUCUCCGCCUGCUGCGUGGUUCCCUGGGUGCACAGGGGUGCUUCUUGUCCUGUCCCGGAGCUCCGCCAGAUCCCCCCAGCUGCCGGGGAGGUCCCGCCUGGGCCCCAGGCUGCCACCUGUCCUCCUGGCAGCUGCCUCUCUCCUCUUUGCUUCCACUUGCCUUUGGUUUCACUCCUUAGCCAUAGCUCCGGGUGGACUCAGCUUGGAAGGUGGGGAGGAUUCCUAAAGAUGCAGAGGAGCCACGGCCUUCCUGGGGCGGAUGGAGCGUGGCCCGUGGGUCCAGAUGUAUCGGCUGUGGGAGAAGAAGGAGCAGCGCCCUGGGGGUGACACCAGGAGUGAGUGCGGCCGGGAAGACGGCGGUGACUUUCUGCCAUGGGGUCCGGAUGAAAGGCUGGGAAGCAUCCAGAACCCCCGAAGCUGGCCCUGGCUCUGGAUCACUGGAGAGGAGCUGCUCAAGGUCAGGUGGACUUGGUGACACCCUCAGGACAGCUAGCGCCUAGGUCAGAGGGAGACGAACAGGGAGAAGGGAAGGUCCCACAAUGGCAGGGAUCUCUUUAGGAAAUAAAAGGUGAUUUUCCAGAAGGAAGCUGCCAGAACUCCCCCACCCCCACUUUUGCAGCAGUCCCCAGCCCCAGGAGGCCCUGUGAGUGCCCGGGACAGGCACCUUUCUACCUUUGCCUACUCCUCCAGGAGCCCAGAAGCAAUACGGCCCAUCCCAGGACCAUCUCAGGCUGUCCUUAAGCCACCUCUCCUGUCCUCAGCACAAAACACCUUUCAGGGACAAGAACGGACUGAAGAGAGAAGGCAGGUCUGUGCCACACACCUGUGUUUUUGAGGGAUUAGCCAACGAAGAAGGAAUCAUCAACAGCCCAUGGCUUUACGUCACCCUCCCCGGAAGCCCCUGGGGUUUGGAGUAGAGGCGACAGGUCAUGGGUUUCUCAUCCGCCAUCGAAUUCCCUGUCCCUUUCCAACGAACGUGGUAGCAUUUUUGUACAUAAAAUUAUAUCAAGACGAUGCUUUUGUUGCGCUGUCUGAGGAAUAACUUGGUGUUUGUCUAUUGAGCAGUUUCAGUGAGAAAGGAAUUCAAAGUAACUUAAAAUGUCACGUUCCAUUGCCUUGUAAAUAAUGCCUCCUUCACGUAAUUCUGCAGUUUGUUCUUUGCUAGUGAGCAAGUUUGGUCAAAGUGUAUGCCUUUCCUUUUAGAAUUAAUCCUUUUUAAAAGUGUCCAAUAGCAACUCACUGCAUAGCAUCCUAGCUCCUAAGUCAAACCAAGGUAAGGUAUCACACACAGCCCCGCAUCCCCUUCUCUGUCCGGUUCGGGAAGAUAAUGAUUCUAAUUAGAGUGGACAUCAGUAAUCCUGACCCACAAGGUAACUGACCUGAAAGCUAUAAAACUGUAUAUAGUUCUAGGCUGAAUCUUCAGCCCUGUGUGAACUCUGUAGUUGUGACAGCACCCUCAGGUGCCCCGUGCCCAUUGAGAGGGAGGAGGAUGGGGAGUGAGCCUGGGGAAGAACCGUAGCUCACCAGGGGCCAUGGCCACAGGCCCAUCCUCCUUGCUCAUGGCGCCCGGGAAUGCCUCCCCACUUCUCUGUCCACCAGAGCACUCUCAGGAAAGGAGCAGAACGCAGGUUCUGUGUGUCCUUCUUCUGGAGAUAUUUGCAUUUUAGCCUUAAUUCUGGUUGCAAGUGAAAGGCUUGGGCCCCUGUGAAGGCGUGUUUCAGCAGCUCUUACACAAAGCUGUUGCUGGUCCGUCCCGUGACCACCUGCUCAUGGUGAGAGAGUGAGGGUAGGGAAGAGCCCUGGGGGCUCGGCAUGUGAAUGCUGGAAAACAGUACUACAAGGUGCAUGGAUGAUGCCAGGUGCCUCCACUUCUGCUCUACUGACGUUUCGGGGUGGGUAACUCUUACUGUUGUGAGCUCUCCUGUGCUCGGUAGGGUGGCUAGCAACACCCUCGGCCUUGACCCAUGAGAUGCCAGUAGCAACCCCAGGUUCGCUGUGACAACUGAGCAUCUACAGACAUUGCCAACUGUCCCCUGGGGGACACCCUGGGCUGAGAAUCACGAGGUUAUGCUACUGGUUUGUCAUACGUCCGUAUGCAGUGUGAUGUGUAAGCAUCCACCUCAGUGUCAGACAGAAAGCCUGUAUCACAAGGCUGUGGGCCUUCAUCUCAACACCCAAGCCCAGGAUUAUCCAUAGGUCUGCAGUGUUCCACCGGCUGGGGAAGGUAGGGGAAGAUGGGGUGAACCAGAAGCAGCGGCCAAGCUGUCAGGUCUCACUUUGUAUCCUGCAGAGGCCCCCCACACCACACCCCCAUUCCUAGAAGGCAAAACUUGUUACCUUAUUUUUCCUUGGCCACGUUUGACUGGAAGCAACAGGAACUCCUUAAUGGAUUUGCGACCUUUAUCUGGUUUUAAAAAUGGAAUCAGAUCUCCUUAGAAGAUAUUUAAGGCCUGUGCUGAUUCCAGGAAAUCUCCACUUUUGCAAGUAAGCCAGUAGCUGUGUUCAGGGAUCACAUUCCUUGGCAAGCUCUCCUUGGCGAGAACAAGAUCCUGGUGGCUUUCACUUUCGGUGGACUGUAAAAUAGGUAAGACUAGGUUUGGGGUAGGAUGUGUUGAUCAGACACAAAGUUCAGCCCUUAGAAACUCAUCUCUUUUUACCCUGGCUCUGAUAUUGGCUCAGGGCAUGGGUGUGGGCAAACGUCUUAAAUCUUUCCAUGCUUCCGUAUCCCCACCCGAAAAUGGAACGAGUCAUACUAACCUACCUCCUCUGAUAUAUUGAGAGGAUUCAGAAUAACAUUUUUUAAGGGAAAAAAAUAUAUAGUCUUUCAUCCAUUGAGUCUAGACUACUGGUUCCCAUUCAGUGAAUCAAGCCCAUGUGGUGACUUUCCAGAAUGUUCUCUGACCACAGACAGUGUCUUCCAUCCAAGCCUCUUAGGACCAGGAGCAUGUAUUUAUUACACUGCUGCCUGGCCUUGAGGAGGGAAAACUGACAUUUAACAUAGGCUUCACAUAACCAUACAAAGCAACACAACACGCAAAUGUUCCCAUUGCCAGUGAGGCCUGUUUCAACGGUACUUUCUGUACAAAGUGCUGUAAACAGGCUGCGUAUCAGCAUUCUCAUUGUUAGUCCCCAUAAAACCUGGAAAGAGGUUAACCUGCCUUUCUGCCUCCUCGGUCACCUUAAGUUCUAGUAUCUAAGGUGUCCCCUGACCCUUAGUGUAACUCCAUUGUCUCCCAAGAUGUCAGCAGGGGAGCAGCUGUGAGAACCAGUAUCUAAGAGUAGGGCAGGAGACACCUGCUGGGUGGUCAUCACAGCCCUGGGACUUCACUUGCGCUACCUGCUAAGGGCGGGGGGGUUUCCUGGCUUUCUCAGUGAAUGAAGUUGAUUUCAGUUGGGUUGGGAGUUGAGACCUUACUGGAGUCUCGUCUGGAGGCAUCACUCUUCUCUCAAAGAGUGCAGCUCAUGGAGGGCGCAGGCUGCCCACCCGAGUCCUGGAGAAGACCCUGGCAAGGUGGGCACCACUCCUCAGGCCAGGCCCUCAGGCAGGCUCUGAGGAGAGUCCAAAAAACAGACUUCAGGUUUGGAAGUGACUGCUCGUGGCUGCGGAAGCGGAAAAAUGGCGGGUGUCCUUUGAGUGAGAGCCCAGCCCAGGGCCGGACCUUUCCAGCUCCUCCCACACCUGGUGACUGGGCGUCCCAAGCCCCCGGCUUCCUCAGCACCAAGAGGAAGUGCGGAGUGAGCAAGCACAAGUUAAAUGCAUGAUGCAGAAUUGCUGCUUUCCCACUGAACUGUGUAUUAAGCAUGAGCAAUUUGUUUAACGUUGGCAAAAGGAAUUUAAAAAGUUUGUGUCCUUGUUUUGACUGUCCACAGAACUUCCAUGUCCCUGCCUUUCUUUACCCGUUUUCUCCCUCCCCUCCCCCACCAUCGCAUCCACUUCCUGUGAGAGUUGUUGGUAUAUGGUGGCAGCUCUUGGUCCUGUUGGUGUUCAUGUCCCACUGGAAACACGGGGAGGGGGGAGGGGGGCGUUGGGGAGGUGGGGAGGAAAGCAACUUUUUUCUAAUUUUUGUAUUGGUACCCACACGCGUUUGUAUUUUUUGAAUUGCAAACACUGUGUUUUCUGGUCUUUGGGGGUUGGUUGGACUUUGUGUAUUGCCUUUUGGAAAACCUGAGUUUUAUCACAGUCUUAAGCAGAUUUGAAAUAAAUUCUUUUGACA